AUGUCAAAACCGACUCUGAUCUUCGCAGCGGGUGCGUGGUACCCGCACACAAUCUUUGAUCCAAUCAUCGAAAAGCUCCCCGACUACCGCAGCCGGAGUGUCGCGUUCCCCUCCAUCCAACAAGCGACCUCCGUCGUCGACCUACAGCCAGACAUUGAUGCUGUCAGCUCACUCGUCCAGCAGGAGGCAGAUGCAGGCCAUGAUGUCAUUGUCAUUGCGCAUAGCUGGGCCGGGCUACCGGUCAGCAGCGCGUUGGAUGGACUGAGCAAGUCAGAACGUGAAAAGUCCGGCCAAAAGGGGGGAGUCGUGAAACUCAUAUUCAUCGCGGCUUUCCUUCCCAAUGCUGGUGAGAGUCUGAUCGGCGCGUUUGGCGGGAUGCCCCCGCCAUGGUAUGUGCUUGAUGAGGAAAAUGGAAUCGUGACACCGAGUGAUCCGCUCGUGCUGUUUUUCCAUGAUGUUCCCGAUGGCGCGGAAUGGGCCAAAUUGCUCAAGCCCCACGCUUGGGCGACCCAGAACGCCCCCGCCACCGGUGCGGCAUAUUUCAAUAUUCCAACUGCCUAUCUCUUGUGCGAGGAUGAUCGCGCGACUCCUUUGCCGGUCCAGCAGGUCCUGGUAGAGCGAGCUCGACGCAAGGGGGCAGAGAUUGACACCGAGAAGAUUAAGACUGGGCAUACACCGUGGUUAGCUAUGCCUGAUCAGUUUGUUGCUUAUAUCAAGAAACAAGCCGGUGAAUCGGUAUAG
Penicillium soppii is the source of this 741-nucleotide messenger RNA. RefSeq names its product alpha/beta hydrolase. The transcript is spliced from 2 exons. The record is from RefSeq and is a predicted model, not a curated record. NCBI's taxonomy places the organism in Eukaryota, Fungi, Ascomycota, Eurotiomycetes, Eurotiales, Aspergillaceae. Bases 1 to 741 code for a protein of 246 amino acids.